GGAUAGAGAGAGAGGGGCCGUCCUACGUCACUCGGCCCUCCCUGUCUCAGCAGCAGCAGCAGCAGCAGCCCGCCACAUAGCAGCACCGCCGCGGCAGCAGGUCCAGAGAGGCGGAAGAGACUCAUCCCCACCUCCAGUCCAGGCCCAGUGGAUCGAUACCCAAAACCCAGACCGCGUCGUUAGGCCUCACUCAAGCGAAAUAGCCUUGAAAUAUCUGCUCUAUACUCUGCGAUUUGUGAGCGGCAGAGGACUCGAAAUGCUUCAAUGUCUGAGUAGCAGUUCGUGUGUGCGCCUGGUCCAGACUCAUAGGUCGACAUGGUAUUUUUUAUUUCUAGUGUUGGGUUAUUUUCUGUAUCUUAUCUUCGGCGCGGUGGUGUUCUCCUCGGUCGAGCUGCCGUACGAGGACCUCCUGCGACAGGAGUUGCGGGCGGUCAAAAAGCAAUUCCUCCAGGAGAAUCCGUGUUUGACUGAAGAUCGGCUGGAAAAGUUUUUAGAGAAAGCCCUGGAAGCCAGUAAUUAUGGGGUGUCCGUCCUCAAUAACGCGUCGGCCAACUGGAAUUGGGACUUCACCUCUGCGCUGUUUUUCGCCAGCACCGUGCUGUCCACCACAGGCUACGGCCACACCGUGCCGCUGUCCGACGGCGGCAAGGCCUUCUGCAUCAUCUACUCGGUGAUGGGCAUCCCCUUCACCCUCCUCUUCCUCACCGCUGUGGUGCAGAGGAUCAUGGUCUUCAGCACGCAUCGGCCCGUCAUGUACAUCCACACCCAGUGGGGUCUCUCAAAGUCCUUCGUGGCCGUGGUCCACGCCACCCUGCUGGCCACCGUGGCCGUCACCUGCUUCUUCUUCGUCCCCGCCAUCAUCUUCUCAGCGCUGGAGGGCAACUGGAACUUCCUGGAGUCCUUCUACUUCUGCUUCAUCUCCCUCAGCACCAUCGGCCUGGGAGACUACGUACCGGGAGAGGGGUCCAACCAGAGGUUCAGAGAGCUCUACAAAGUGGGCAUCACCGUGUACCUACUGCUGGGGCUGGUGGUGAUGCUGGUGGUACUGGAGACCUUCUGCGAGCUGCAGCAGCUGAAGCAGCUGAGGAAGAUGUUCUACCUGAGGAAGCAGAAGCCCCAGGACCGCCUGGCCAUCCUGGAGCACGACCAGCUGUCCUUCACCACCACCGUCGUCGCCACUCCGUCGUACGAGGACAAAACCCGCCACUUUCUCGGUGUGCCGGUGCUGACCUCGCCCGGGGGAGACGACCCGAUGAUCCAGUAGGGGGCGCUGUACGACCGGCAGCCUUCUUAGUUUUUACGUUCAUGACGGUAGGAAGUAGCAGAUACUAGCCAGGUGUUCAUAUAAUGGAUAUUGUAUCACAGUGGUGUGCGUUUUACAAUAGAAUCCCACGGCUUUGACACUUUGAGUUGCGGAUACUUAUUAGUCUUUUGUUAUUUAAAUGGGAAACCAGAAGCAGCAUAAGCACAUCUUCAUGGAAGUGUAACCCUGAGAAUGUCUGUUUCGUGGAUUUCCUUUGUGUCCACAGGAAGGCCUCAUCAUGAGGUUUGAAAGAGGAGUCUAGAUGAGCGGGCUCAUUUUAUGCAUCAGCCGCGCUAACUAAAAGGAAUUCAAUAGAAUUAGAGAAUUUGAAACACUAAACAUAUAGAAUAUAGUCCUUAAGGGAUAUUUCACAGCUAGGCAAGUCUACAUGUAAAAUGAUGCGCAGGUACACUGUAUAGUUAUUUACACACUGAAAGACGCGAGACGUGACAAACUGUACUUUGUGUUUAUUUAAGAAAAAAAGGGGCACAUUGCAUUAAUUUAACUUUUUUCAUAACCACAGCUUUUAUUGUAGGUAAUUUCAUUAUUUCUUCAAUGCAUAGUUCAAAGUAUGAAGUUAGAUAACAAUUUUGCGAUAGUGCUAGUAAGCUUACCAAAUGUAUUCACCUAUUAACUGCCAAUUGAAUCUUAAUACAGGGUCAGUACACUGCUUAAGUCAGGAGCAAUUAAUCAACUCAAACUUUAAUUUAAGCAAUUGGUACUUAUAAUAGUGCUAUAAACAUUUAAAUGACACGUAAAUGCCAAUUAAAGGGAAAUUACUUGACCUAUACUUAUCUGCAGAAAUAUUGUUGGCCUUUUUAUAUGUGUUCAAAGUUCUGGUUAAACACCACAAUCACAUUAUGAAUUGUAAGGUUUAUGGGAUGUUGAAAUGAGUGGUGAGACAAUUUCAAUAAUGUUCAUUAUUUAAGCACAAUAAUUCACAUGAUGUAUGUGAAAGGGUUUUGUGUAUAAAUGAUGAAGAGAGUUAUAUGUUGUGCUCUCGACAGGAUAGUAUUUUAUUUAGUUGCUCAUUUAUAAAAAGGUAAACAACCUCAAUUAAAACUAUUUUUUCUAAGCGUGAAAGGAAAGAAUAUUUUUUUUUACAAGUCUUAAGGGACAUUUGAAAAAGGGAUAUUUUGUAUGUUAUGGCAUCAUUUGCAUUCAAGAGAAAAGCGUGCAUUAAAACUUGAAAGUAAUAAUCAAAAGUCAAUUAGAAGUCAAUCACAUCUUAUUUUGAACCGUCAAAUGUUUGUUUGUUUGUGUCUGUAUGUUUAUUUAAGAGUUUGACAUCAGGGAAAGUAAUUAUGUGCAAAUAAAUGGAAAGACUGUCUGUAUGCAUAUCUUUAAAUCGUGGAAUUUCCAGUCAGAGAAAUACAUUUUUGUAGAAAAGUAGAGGAGCAUGUUAGAAUGCUUGCCCUCACUCAUCAUUCCUGUUUCAGUUGGAAGUCAAACAUUGCACAUGGCUAUGCUGCAGUUGUUUUGUUGUAGCGUGAACUCAGCUCUGAAUACUGUUUGCUGAAUACAUGGUGUCGUCGCUCUGAUACAUUAGUACUGUAGCUGUUGAAAUGGUCUUGAGUCUGAAUGGCAGCAGACCCGCUGUGUCACCUUGAUGUUCUACAGGCCUGCUUUAUUUGGAUCCGUUGAUGUCGUGUUUGUGUUUAAGACUUAUGGUUUGUAGGUAGACGGAGGUGCUGUGAAUCCAUGCCAUAAAUGUUCUUUAAGCACCAACUGGAUGUCUGUUAUGUGGAGGGCCAUUAUGGGUCUCAUAUAGUGCUUUACAUACCACCAACCUUAAAAUAUGAGGCAUAUGCAUAAGUUUUUAUUGUCGCGAUAAGAAUUGUUGUUGUUUUAUCGGUUUGUGGAUCAGAGUAGCAUAUGCAUCUGCAAACAUUUCAGCUGUGUUAGAUAUACUUUCAGUGUUUGUCGUUGUGGAGUUAGUCUUAAAAAGAUGGACAUCUGCAUACUGUAUACAGUGAUAAGUAUAGUAAGACACUGCAAUAUCAUUAUUGUUCAAAUAAAAAUGUACAGGACAUGGAUAGACAAAAUGUGAAUGCAAAUAGCUUAAGUAAAAUACAAUAAAAUGAAUUGAAAGAUUGUUGUCGUCUGUCUUUUUUUAUGU
Gadus chalcogrammus (walleye pollock) is the source of this 3422-nucleotide messenger RNA. RefSeq names its product potassium channel, subfamily K, member 1b (gene kcnk1b). The record is from RefSeq and is a predicted model, not a curated record. Gene Ontology annotation, biological process: potassium ion transmembrane transport; stabilization of membrane potential. Lineage: Eukaryota; Metazoa; Chordata; Actinopteri; Gadiformes; Gadidae. Gene Ontology annotation, cellular component: membrane. Gene Ontology annotation, molecular function: potassium ion leak channel activity. Bases 257 to 1264 code for a protein of 335 amino acids. The transcript is spliced from 3 exons.